AUGGUUAGCAAUCAAUCAACAGAAAACGAUAAACAAAAAUCGAGUAAAUCAAAUGAGAAAACUAAAAAAGUAGAAAAAUUAGACGGAAAACCUAAAACUGAUACAUUUCAUAAUAAAAAUGGGUUAGCUAUAAAAACAUAUGCAUGGGAAGUAAAAAACCCAAUAGCAAUUUUAUUUAUAAUUCAUGGUUUAAGUGGAAAUGCACGUUUAGAAUAUUUAAAACAUAAUGUCAUAUUGGAAGGAUAUGAAAAAGCAAUAGUAAAAGAUCCAGAUAACUUUUAUAUAUAUAAAGGUAGUUGGGUUGACGAAUUUAACAAAAAAGGAAUUAGCGUAUAUGGUUUAGAUUUACAGGGUCAUGGUUUAUCAGAUGGAUGGGAAAAUUUAAAAAAACAUAUCAAUGAAUUUGAUGAUAUGGUAUAUGAUGUUUUACAAUUUAUUAAUAGAGUCCAUGAUACAUUGUGUUUAGAAAAACAUAAAAAUGAUAUUAAUAAUGGUGAUAAUACUAGCUCUUUACAUAAUAAUAUUAUUAACACAAAAUUAGCUCCAUUUUAUAUCAUGGGUCAAUCAAUGGGUGGAAAUAUAGUUAUGCGUCUUUUAGAAACUUUAGGAAAAUCUAAAGAUAUAGCAACUAAUAAUAAUAAAAUAAAUAUAAAGGGUGCUAUAUCAUUAGCUGGUAUGAUAUCAAUUGAAGAAGUAAUAAAUAAACCAUCAUAUAAAUAUUUUUAUUUACCAUUUUCAAAAGUAUUAUCAACAGUUUUUCCUAGUUUAAGAGUUAUCCCACAAUUAUAUUUUAAAAAAUUUCCAUUUGUAAAUGAUAUAUAUUGCUUAGAUAAAAAUGUAUGUAAAAAACCGAUUACUUGUAAGCUUGGUUAUGAAUUAUUUAAGGCUGUUGAAAAUUUAAAUAAUGAUAUUAAUUAUUUUCCAAAAGAUGUUUCAUUAUUAUUUAUUCACUCAAAAAUUGAUAGUGCUUGUUUUUUUAAUGGGGUUCAGACAUUUUUUAAUAAAAUCGAGUCAGAUAAAAAAGAAUUAUUUGUUUUAGAAGAUAUGGAUCAUGUUUUAACUAUGGAACCAGGAAAUGAGCUAAUUUUAAAAAAAGUUACAGAAUGGAUAUUAAAUUUGUCAUCCAACUAG
This is a messenger RNA of Plasmodium yoelii, 1131 nucleotides long. RefSeq names its product prodrug activation and resistance esterase, putative. The record is from RefSeq and is a predicted model, not a curated record. The transcript has a single exon. Lineage: Eukaryota; Apicomplexa; Aconoidasida; Haemosporida; Plasmodiidae. Bases 1 to 1131 code for a protein of 376 amino acids. Gene Ontology annotation, cellular component: membrane. Gene Ontology annotation, molecular function: lipase activity.